Messenger RNA from Rhopilema esculentum, 804 nucleotides. Lineage: Eukaryota; Metazoa; Cnidaria; Scyphozoa; Rhizostomeae; Rhizostomatidae. The record is from RefSeq and is a predicted model, not a curated record.
GUAGUGGAUUAUCAACCUGUGUAAGAAAUUACGAGAAAGUUGGUUGUUAUGACGAGUAUAACGCAGAUGUGAAGGACCUCGUUGUCUAUGACCGUUUCGGGAUCAAGUGGGCCGAUAUUGCUGGAUAUAUGCACCAUCUAGCAUGCACUUGCGAAUCAAAGGUAAAAGCCGCUAACGAAGGAAGAACUCCAGCAGAGCAAUACGUUGGCUUUGCUCUACACUUCUGGGGAGAAUGCUAUGGCAGAACACAGGCUCAAAUUGAUUCAUUGGCCACCAGAAGUAAAUCUGAACGAUGUACCGGUGAUCAAACCUACAAAAAGUGCUAUGAUACAAACCCAGAGUGCACUGGCCAUGCUUUUUCUGAAUUUGUGUACAAGCUGAGUCCAGUUAAAGAUGUUAUUCAAAAAGUGCGAGGAUGCGAUCUCAGCGGGGUUACAAUCACUUGUGCCAGGGGAACAAUCAAAAUAGAAAAUGUAAAAUAUGGCAAGCGAACCUCAAGCAUAUGUGGCGAUCCGCUGUCGGUUGGAUGGGAUGAUAAAUGCCAGAAUGCUGGAGGACAGACAAUCAUCCAUUACGGGAAUUUUUGCUCUGGAAGGGCAACUUGCCAUAUACCAGAUUGGGCAAAAGACCCAGAUGAUCCUUGUCCAGCUGUGAAGAAGUUCGUUGAUAUUUCCUAUCUUUGCAAAAUGUAAAAGAACAAGAUUUAACUUGAACUGCUGACAUUUUUCUUCAUUUAAACAAGUUUUAUUUAAACAUAAAAUCAAUAUUUUAAUCAAAAAAAUAAAUCCAUUUAUUCAUUAACAG